Molecule: messenger RNA, 5026 nt
Organism: Anoplophora glabripennis (Asian longhorned beetle)
Lineage: Eukaryota; Metazoa; Arthropoda; Insecta; Coleoptera; Cerambycidae
Exons: 9
Coding region: 139-4545 (1468 amino acids)
Source: RefSeq, a predicted model, not a curated record
UUUGUCGUCUUUCUUUUGCUUUACUGUGUGUGGGAAAGUGAAAUGUUGAGGAUUUUAAAGAUUUUGUAAACCGUCGUUGUUUUUUAAUAGAUAAAAAAUAACAUACAGAAAUUAUAUCUAAUCAACAUAAAGAAUAAAAUGGAAACAACAGAAGUAAUUAUUGCAAGACUUGUAUUAGGGUAUUUAAAGGAAGAAAAAUGCAGAAUUGCUUAUAAGGAAUUUCUUAAAACAUCAAAAUACUUACAAGGUGAUUCAGUAACCAAGGCUAAAUAUUUACCAACGAGAUUUGUUGGCUUAACAUUAAGUAAUAUAUUAUGUGAAUAUUUUGAACUCUCUAAAAUUGUACAAGGUAGAUUAGAAGCCACGAAUUAUUAUAAUGAACGUCACACAAGAUCUUCUCUAAUAGAGCAGUUGUUAUAUUUAUUGAAUAAAAAUCAAUCAAGUCGAACAUCAACCCCUUGUCCGAGGUCACCCUUGGAAUCCAAUUUAGACGAAACGAGUCCAUCUCACAUCGAUCAUGUCAGUGAUGUUGAAACCACCCCAGCACAUACUUUGCCAGGUAAUAUACGAGGUACCAGUGAAGACUCGUAUCUGUAUAAAACUCCCAAAAGAAAAUCAAAUUCAAAGUUGAAUAAAUCUGCAACAGUGGCUAAUUUACAAACGACUAAUAAGGAAGAUAUGUCAGAGGUUAUGGCAAACACACUCCUAGAAAAUAAAGAAUUUCAUGAAAAAAUAGCUAAAACUAUUAAUAAAGUUGCAGAAAAACAGUACAGAGUAUCGUCUGAGCUAGAUCAAACUAUUAAAACUGUUGUGAAAGAAACAGAGGCUGACCCAAUGUUUGAUAAAAUUCUUGAAGAAAUAAUUGGGUCUACUUCAGCUAUCGAAAACUGCAGCAGUAGUACUAGCAGUGCCGCUAAAGAUUCUAGAGACGACUUGACAAAUAAGUUGAAAAGGUCUCAGAAACGUUUAAAUUCGGAACAAUCUGAAGAGGAUGUCGAUCAGAUGAUAAGGACACAUUGCAAUCCUGUAACAGUUGAGCAACAAAAUGACGAAGCUAUUCGUUCCAUCGUUGCUAAUUCAAAUUUGAAACCUAAUUCAGUAGGAAGUACUCAAGAAAUGCAUGUGAAUAAUGAGGUUACAGUUUUUAAUGGGUCUUUAGAUAAAUAUUUGACAUCCAACACCUGUAAUGCGAACACUCAAACUCAACCCUUGCAAAAUCCGUUGUAUAUAAAUACUGGUGGUUUACUUAUGGUACCUUCUGGCAUUACAUCAAAUGGAAAUAUGCAAAUUGAAUCAACAAAACAGUACUAUCUUGUGAACAAGCAGUCUACUGUAAAUUGGAGUAUUCCACCUAUUCAGACGACAAAUAUUAUAACUGAACAAGAUAUCUUAGCUAUGCCAACUGUCAUCGUGAGUGACGAAGGACAUAAUAAAAUAACUACCUCCGAGCCAGCCUUACAAACUUCUAUUUUAACAACUAAUUCAAAGUUAACAAAAAUUAUGCCCAAACCCACAAUAGAAAUAGCAACUGAAUAUUUAAAUGAUUUCAGUGGAAAUGAUAUUCCGCAGCAGAGUGGUUUGAAAAAUGUUGUUUACCCUAAGGCAACAAAAAAGGCAAAAACUAAGGAGAAAACUGUAAGCACGACCUCUAGUCAAACCACAGUUGAUACACAUGCCAUGGAUAUUCCGAGAGCAAAGAAGUCACUCCCUGAUGAGUUGCAUGAACAAGAUGAAGGCGAUAAAACUACUGAGAGUUUACAAACAAAUGCAAAAACUAACAGUGGACAUUUAACCCCUCCACCUUUAGCAGAACAUAUUCAGAAGACACCAAAAAGCGGGUCACACGUUAGAAAUUUGGAUUUUUCAACACCUCCAAAAAUAACUUCAUCACCUAAACAAUCUUUUCCGAGUAAAGAUGAGAAUAACAUUUGCGUUCAGAAAAUACAAACAACUAAAACUUCGUUUAAUUCACAGAAUGAUAGCGACAAAACUUUGCAAGUCAAAGAACAAAAAACUUGGGAUUCAGAUUUACGAGCUGCUAUAAUACUACCUGAAGAAGAAGAAAAGGUUGUAUGUAACAAAUUGAAGAAAAAAAAGAAAACGCCAGUUAAAAAAGUUAAAAAAAAAGUUAAAAAGAUCAAAUCGGCGAAGAAAAAUUUAAACACUACAGAGCAGAAUGCAGCUCUUAUAGAAGCUGCUCUUCAAACACCAGUUAAGACUGAAAAUAGAAAAGAUACAAAUUCAGAACCACUAAAUAGUGAUGGCAAAAUAGAAAAUCAAGUUAAUAUAAACAGUGAAGAAACUGUUAUUAAUUCCAAAAGUGAUAAGGUAUUAAAACAUGAUGACAAUUCAAGAAAAUUAGAAAGUCAAGCCAAAGAUUCUAAUGAGUGCAAUACAAACAAAACAGUCCUUUCUCCGUCAAAACUAAAUGCUAGUAAACGUAAACUGAUAAAAUCAGAUGUUACUGAUAACACCACCAAUGAUUUAGUUAAGCCAGUGGACGAAACAAAUAAAUUUAUAACUCCAGAAAUGGUUAAGGAAAAUUUUCAUUACCCAAUUAAAGCCAAUAGAAAUAUAACUGCCUUGUUUGAAACUCCUCUGAAAAAUGAAUUCCUACCUAAAACUCCAGGGAGCCCUAAUGCUAGCUUAAAUACACCUUUCACUAAAAUGCUCGAAGCAAAUUUAAAAGGUAUUGAUAUAUCUUGCUUACCAACGCCAAAUAUUCCAGUUACUCCAAAUUUUCCUCCCUUCACACCUAACGUUGAGGCAUCCUCCCCUUACUCAAGGCGCACAGAUUAUUCCACGUCAAGUUCAUAUUACCACCCAUCGGAUAGCGAACCAAAUCGUUCCUUGGAAGCUAAUGUCAUUGAACUAGAAAAACAGGUGGUAACAUCCUCUAGUGACGUGACGAAAAAUGUUGACAAAGAUGAGACAGAAAAUCGAGAACCAAAAAAUGACCUCAUUAAACCUGGAAUGAAUCCAGUAGAUCAACGUUUAAAAAUGUUUAAUAAUACUGUUAUUGGAAAAAAAAAUUUAAGUUUAGUAAAGCCGAGUAUUGAGUCUAGUUCUAGUUCAAGUGAUUCAUCUUCCGAAAGCUCCAGUGAAGAAGAUUGGGUAGAUAAAAGUGAUGAAACCAUUAUUUAUAAUAAAAAAGCAGCAGAAACACCAAAGAGAACAUAUUCUCUACGAAACAGAACUAUUAACAAGAAACAGGAUGUUACAAAAACAUCAGAAAUUAAAGAACCGAAUAUUAGACAGGCAAAUAGAUGUAUAAAAACCAGUGUGAGAUCGGUUGUUACAAAUGCAGCACAAAAACGGGAGGAAUCUCAGAUUUGUCUUAAAAGUGAAAUUCCUACUGAUACACAACUUAACUGCGAAGAUAAUAAAAUGGCUGUCAAGGAGAAAGAAAAUAAACCAUUAAUUAAAAAUAAUUUGAUUCGACAAACUUUAAGGAAAGAAUUAAAUGAAAAAUUGACUAGAACUAUGACCAAAAUAAAAAAUGUGGAAAAACCUGUAAAGAAAAAUUCCAGAAAGCCUGUGAAAAACACAAAAUCAAAAUUUAUGAAAAUAAAAUUUGUUUCAAGGAAAAAAAAACUGGAGAAGUCAGAUGAGAAUCUAAAAAGAAUUAUUGACGAGGGAAUUAAGAAUAUAGACGAUGAUUUAGGUGUUACAGACUCGAAUAGUCAUACUUUACAACAUAAGUGUAAAAGAAAGGGGGGUGGAGAUAAAGAUAGUCCAACUAAAAAAAUAGAAAAAAUUGACAAAUCUACCUUAGAUAUAGAAGCACAAAAGUUAAUUGAAGGUUUAAAAGAAAGAGGUAUUCACUUAAUGAAAAACAAAUCGUCUCCAAACAAAAAAACUAAUGGAACUUCUAACUUUUCAGAACUUGAUAAAACCCGUAAUAACGAUGGUGGCACUUCAAAAGAUGUUACUGAAAACAAUUGCACCGUGGAAAAUUCACGUGAAAGGAGUACUUUAGAACUUGAAACUGAUUGUAGAGAGACAUAUGAUACAGUGGUAUUCGAGGAUUAUGAAUGUAUAGUAUUCAGUGAAUCAAAAGGGAUAACAAAAACAUUUGAGAACUAUGAUACAAAAGUAUUAGAAAAGAAAUUUAUUGGAAAGGUAUCUAUUGAAGAAACAGAAAAUGAAAUUGAAAUUCCACUUGAAGUUACACCAUUCUACACUUUGCUAGAUAUUUCAUCAUCUAGAAACCAACCCCAAAAACAAAAAGGGACAAAUCAAAAAACUAAAGAUAGAAAUAAAAAGACAGAAGAGAAAGUAAUCAAUAAAGAUACUACAAUAAAGACUGAUACAAACAAGAUUAGUACGUGUGUACCACCAAAUCUUAUUUCUGGAAGUGAUCAUAUAAAUCAUGUGAUUCUGGGGAGUUCAGGGGAAGAUAGAGAUGGAUUGGAAGCACCAUGCACGAAAAAAAGAAAAGUUGAAAAAGAAGACUGCCGUGUACCAGAAGAAAAGGAGUGCAAAACCCUUUUACAACAAAUUAAUGUUGACACUUUCCUUAACAACAUUUAUGGCAAUAGUUAGCUACAAUUCAGUUAUGUGUAAAUAUUUGUAUAAAUUUGCACAAAAUACUUGUUAGAAUAUAAGAUAUUUAUUUACAUAGUAUUUCUACACUACUUUCUGCCAAAGUAAAAAAAUAUUCUUGUUUUAUAGUUAAAACUUUGUACAUAUUUAAUGUUUAUAAUUUGUACAUUAUAUCUAUAAAGUUUUUUAAAUGAAUAUUCUGUUCUUCUUGACAUCAACGAAAUAUAUGUAUUUUUAAGUAUCACUGUAAUAUGUCUUCUUUAAUUCAGUUAGUGUCAUUACUAAUUUAUUUUUCACUUCUUUCACGGACAUUGUCAACUAUUAUGUUCCGUACAAAUAAAAUUAAGUUUUCUUGCGAGGUACCGUCACUGCUAAGUUAUAAAUGUGUCAUAUUUAUAUUCAUAGCUUAUGUUUAUAUAAACUCAUAUGUAUAUCAAUCUCAAAGUAUUUUUCGUUUAGCAAUAAAGGUGAAAAGCUGCAA